AUGUGUGGAUCUAGGAACGCGUCCCUCGGCCGAUCGUGCCAAAGGUCGGCGGACGGCGUGCGGAUCGCCUCGUCCAAUACUAUAGAGGCGCUGAUGGAGGACGACUUCAAGCUGAUAGUAAACGACAACGAGUACCUCGUCAACACGCCACGCCAGGAGAAGCUCACAAAGGAGGAACUGCGCAGACUAUCAGAUGUUCGUAAUCUCGUUCAUCAACUCUACGAAGCUCUGAAUGUUGAAGAGCAUCAGCUGAAUAAGGAGCGCGAGCUCUGUGGUCACCUGGAGGAGCUGAAAGUGGAGCUGGAGCCUCUGGAAAAGGAUGUUGCAGUAAGGCGUACUAAUGUUCUCACAUGGGUUGGAUUAGGACUCAUGUCGGUGCAGUUCGGCAUUCUAGCAAGACUUACUUGGUGGGAGUAUUCUUGGGACAUUAUGGAGCCAGUCACUUACUUUGUUACCUAUGGGACUGCAAUGGCUGCAUAUGCUUACUUUGUGCUUACUAAGCAGGAAUAUGUGCUGCCAGAUGUGAAGGACAGGCAGCAUCUUAUUGUUCUACACAAGCGGGCACGCAAAGUAGGUCUUGACCUGAGUCGCUACAAUGAGCUAAAGGACAGUGUUUCCCGCCUGGAGGCAGACUUGCAACGGUUGCGCGAUCCCCUGCAGCUGCAUCUGCCUCCCCAUCAUUUGCACAAGAGCUUGUCUGCCAACCUUCCAAAGUCCACCCUCGACCACAUCCGGCACCUGCUCAAAAAGAAAACCACCUCUUCAUCAUCGUAAUAGUAACUGCCGGCUUACUUAUUAAACCUUUUUUGUACAUAUUUAACUUUUGCAAAUAGACGAGUCACUGAUGUGAACACACAGUACCUAUACUUCUGUCCAGGGUACUCUGCCAGACUUAACUUUUGAUUUUGUUGCAUGACGGGUGCUACUAGAAUCCUGAUUAUUACUGAGGAAUUGAGAUUCAAGUGAGUGUGAUACAAAUAAAUAUCCAAGUAAGGCAGACACGUGUUCAUUUGCUGUAAAGAUUCUAGUUUUGUCGGCUUGACUUCCUGAAAUUAACUUCAACUACCUACACUUCAGUGACUGUCAUACCUGGAAAUUGUAUAUAAAAGGAAAAGGGUAUGUCCUUGAAUGGGCUGAGCUGGAUCUAGUGUGCUCAUCUAUUAAGCAGAGUAUUUGUAUGAGAAAUACAUGAAUGUAGGUUAUAAAAAGUUCAAAACUACCUUCCCGAAUCUCAUAGGUAUGAAAGUGAAUUAUAACAUACCUUCUACAAACUAAAAUUGUUAAAAAAAAUUAUAUAAACAAUUGGAAAACCUAUAAAAAGUGAAGACUUAUUGUAUUGUUUAAGAAAUUAUGCUCAAUAAUUGUACACCAAGAGAAAAUGUUAACAAAUCAAAGUUGCUGAUUAUUAACUUGUAGAAUAAAAGCAAACCUGUUCAUGAAUAAGUGAUGCUUUUGUGCUUGCAUCAUUACCAUACACAAGUAAAAAUAUUAUAAAAUUUCUUGAAAUGUGUAAUUAUCAAAUUAAUGAUUAAUGUGUUAAUAUAAAUAUGGUAGUUUUUGUAUACAUAUUGAAAAUACAUAUUUUGAGAAUGAUUGGCUUGAAACCAGUUACUGAAAUGGCAAGCCAAGCUAAUUUUCUCCGUUUGAGUUUCUUAGUUGUCAUGAUAUUUGUCAUUCACUUUAUUAUAAAGAGUACAGAUAAAUAGUAAUUAUACUAAACAAAUUUUUCUCUCUGGUGAUGCACAUUUCUAGGAGAUUUCAGUUAAUGUGUAUAAAUAUUUCAUUAUUUCUCAUUUGAAAUAUUAAUUUUCUAAGUUUAGAUCGUGGUAGUGGUCAGUUUCCUGUUUCUGAAAAAUUGGCAUUUCUUUUUCUUCUUUUAGAAAAGUACUUAAUUAAUUUUAAAUAGUAUAUUAAUUGAAUUUACUGAAAGUGUUCACCUGGUUUUUGUUUAUUGAACAUUUAAUUAAUUUUAAUUUGCCCCUAUGUUGUAGAAGGAAACAUUUUCAUCCCUUCAGUUGCUAAUAUGCUUAAAAAUCUUUGCUCUUAAUAAUUAAAGCCACGACACUACAUGAAAAGUGUGUGCUUUAUGAGUUUCCUUGUGGAAAUUAUUUUUGCUUGCUUACGUAUUUUAUUUGUCAUUUGACGUUAAUAUAAGCAAUGCUCAAAAGAUUGUUUCAUCUUAAUUCUACUACAGCAGUUACAUGAAAUAGAGGAAUAGGUUUAAAACUAGAAUUAAAAUAGAGUUGAUGCAGGGUCAUUAGCAUGUUGAUCUUGCAAAGAAAUUUUUGGGAAAGGUCUGUUUCAAAUACUUCUCAAGACUAUUUACAAAAGUAAGAGGCCAAGUUGCAGAAUGACAUAGAUUAUGAAUUAAGACUAAUCUCUCUUUAAUUUGGGCAAUUUGACUAGGGAAAAAAAAAACAACUUUAAUCUCUAUACUUCCCAUAAUUCCUAACUCUUUAUCUUGUAGAUUGAUGCGAGUCUCAGCAUGCCCUCGCAUUAAUGCUUUGGAUAGCGGAGUGUUGCAUGAGAACUGUUUUCAAUUCUUCUUUCUGAGGAGAUUGAAAUGGGCAAGCAAUAUAUAGAUUGCAUUUUCAUUGAAAUUUGUGCAAUAUUUAUGCAUUUAUAUAUUGUUCUGGUAAAUAUGUCAAAGAGUUUCAAAGAAGACAAGAUUUGGAGUUAUUAUUAGAAUUUAUUACAUUGUAAUUACUAUUACUAAUUACUGAUAAUUUUCUUCCCAUUGAUAUAAUUCAUUUCAUAGAUUACCUUAAUAUAUAUUUAUACAAACACUUUCAAAAUUUCUAAUUUAAAUUUGCUGGAUUUGGAGCGUUGAUUUGUAUGAAAAUGUAAUUUAAAAAACAACCCAAGUAGAAGCACGUUUUGCACAUUUUGAUCUGCUGCUCUUGUGAGGGCCUUGCAGAGAAAUAUGAAAUGCUAAAAUUGCUGAGAAUUAAGUCCUCUUAUAAAUUGGGACUUUGUUAUAUAUUUCAUGUUAUGUGUGUCAAUUUCCUUAUUAUGUAUUCAUUGCUCUUUGAAUUAUAAUGGAAUCCAAGAAAAGGUAACUAUUUUUCUGUGUCUGUUGCACAAUUGAAUGUCCUCAAAUGCUUUUGCUCACUGUUGGGGUAAUAUAAUUUUGUGCACUUUGCACUGAAUGGAAAAAUAUCUUUCAUUCUUUUCCACUAUCCUUUUCUUCACAAUGUUCAGUGGUUGUAGAACCUUGUUUGGGAUAGAUUUAGAAGUGAUAUAAUGUGAUGAUACCACUAAAAAGACGUACAUCGAAGCAUUUAUACAUGCUCAAUAAAUAAAAGUUUUAGUUUAUGAGUUGGAGAGAUAUGGUCUGAAAAUGUAGAGGUUGGAAUCUAGCUUCUGCCUUUCAAGUUCAUGAAACCUCUCACCGCAGUUUGUAUAUUUGUUAAUAUUAUUUGAAACCUGAAUCUUAUUUUUGAAUUUGUUGUAGUUGCUACUGAUUGGGCAGUGAGUGGCUGAAGUAAGCCAGGCUACACUCUGAACAUUAAGUCAUUUUUUUGUUGUACACUCUUGCUUACGUGAUUGUUUUCAUGUAUCCCACUUAUAAUCUUCCUUUGUGUUUAAUUUUUUCUGCUACUAUUGUAAUUUUGUUAUGAAAGGGAAAUUUAAUUUGUUUUAAAUUGUAAAAUAUAUUUUACUAUUAUUGGUUGAUCACAUCAGUAUUGGUAUUAAAAAAAAUUGUUGUCACUGACAUUCUUUUUAAAUGAUUUGGGUAGUUAAGUUACAGAUGGACUGAACAGAAGAGUAGUUUCAAUGUUCACUUCUUGCCAUCACAUUUACAUCCUCCACUUGACUCUUUCAAUAUUAGUGCAAUGUACUAGUGUUGAAACAAAUGUAAGAAAGAUCUUUGCUUCUAGAUAAAAUAUUGGCAAAAUGAAAAUGUUUGUAUUUUCCAUGUUGCUUUUAGGUCCCUGGUUUUUAGAAACAAGUGAUAAAAUUAUUUCAAACAAUCAGAGUGAAGAGAGAUUGUUGGCAAAGCAAAGCAAGUUUUCAAAAUGUAUUGAAGAAAUAUAAAAUGAGGCCUAGGAAUAUGAUGAAUUACAUUACAAAAAUCACUUACAAAACAAUCUAAUGAGAUAACCUAUCGAUUUAUUUUGCCAAGCAAUAGAAAAUAAAUUUAUUCGUAUUUGUUUUGGUAUUUGGUUUCGGACAGGAACCUUGUCCUUAGAUAACGUUUCGUACAUAGAUUCUUCUGGACUAUCAAACUUUAUCCACAAACCUUUCUAGCCUACCUUCCAAAUGAUAUAAGUAUAACAAUUCAGGUAGGCUUUAAGUUUGCAUGUGGUUGCAGUGCAUAGUGGAAGACAUAUUUAAGAAUCAGGUGGGUGCUAAAGUUUAUUUUGCAAAAUAGUGGUUUUAUAGUGUAAGCAGACUAUAAAGUUAAUAGCAAGAGCAACCAUGAAUGCUGUCUUGAUGUUUCUUUUUUUCAACGUUACACUUUUUUUUAUCUUCCUUUUUCUCAGUUUACCUGCUUUAAAGCAACUAAAUGAAUUUAAACAUUCAUGUGGUAAAUUUGUUUUUUGUUUGUUAUGUGAUAUGAGAAUUUUUUUGCCAGAAUUAAUAUUGUUUAGAAUGUAAUUGUUUUAAAGUUUUUGUUUUAAGUGUAAGGCAGCAUUAUGUGGUUGUAAUAACUAAUCAUGACUUGCAGAAAAAGAGUAUUACAAGUUUUAAACAGUGCCAAUCCAAUGCACAGUGUUAUGUAUAACAGUUUAUAGAAAGUUUUCAAUCAGGUCCAGUUGUAAAGUAUGAAAAUGUAGUAUGUAAAUAGUAAAUAUAUGCUUGUUCUUUUUUAGAAUGAAAUCAUUGCCUAAGCUAUUUGCUAUUGCAAUUGUUAAACAGAUCCUACUGUCCAAAAGAGCUUAUGAAUCAUAGCCAAUUUUAAGUAAGUUUUUGUUGACUAUAAGCAAAGAAAAAAGUAUAUAUAAAUAAAAAUGCAUUUGUGAAUGUUGUUAUUAAGUGAUUUAAUCCAUGCUAUUGUAACUUUAGAACAAAUGACAAAACUGCUGUCAUUGUAUGUUCCCUUUUUAAUUGCUGUGGCCUUUAUUUGUGUGUAAGAAGCACAAGAUAUUCUUAAGAAUCAUACUGUUAUAUCAGAGGAAGUUACUUGAGA
Molecule: messenger RNA, 5134 nt
Organism: Gryllus bimaculatus (two-spotted cricket)
Lineage: Eukaryota; Metazoa; Arthropoda; Insecta; Orthoptera; Gryllidae
Source: the annotation of a GenBank genome assembly